Molecule: messenger RNA, 2763 nt
Organism: Diabrotica virgifera virgifera (western corn rootworm)
Lineage: Eukaryota; Metazoa; Arthropoda; Insecta; Coleoptera; Chrysomelidae
Product: zinc finger protein 227-like
Exons: 3
Coding region: 111-1655 (514 amino acids)
Biological process (GO): regulation of transcription by RNA polymerase II
Cellular component (GO): nucleus
Molecular function (GO): RNA polymerase II cis-regulatory region sequence-specific DNA binding; DNA-binding transcription activator activity, RNA polymerase II-specific
Source: RefSeq, a predicted model, not a curated record
AAAAUAUAUUAAAUAACCAUACAAAAGUUCCAACUGGACAAAGACCUUACACACGCGAAAUUUGUUUAUAUAAAUCUCAAACCAUUGAAAAGGGUUGUUCCCAGGACACAAUGAAAAUGAUGGAAAUAUUAGCCGAACACUCAUAUCAUAAAGACCCAGGUUAUCUGCAGGAUGAAAACAAAAUGGAAGUUAUGCAAAAUCUCAUGCAAGAUUCAUCUUACAAAGGAAACGACAUCAGCCAAGACACUGAAAAAAACACAUUAAACAAAAAUAUGAAUAUUGGGACUAGAAAAAGACGAUAUAAAUGUGAAAUUUGUUUCAAGCAAUUUAGUAGAGCAUGUAUUUUGAAAAUACAUUUAAGAAAGCACACUGGGUUAAAACCGUACAAGUGUGGAAUUUGUUUUAAGCAAUUUAGUCAAAAUGUAAAUUUAAAAAAUCAUUUGAGAGUACACACUGGAGAAAAACCAUACAAGUGUGAGAUUUGUUUUAAGCAGUUUACUACACCAAGUCACUUGAAACCACAUUUGAGAGUGCAUACUGGGGAAAAACCAUACAAGUGUGAGAUUUGUUUUAAGCAGUUUAGUGAAGCAGGAAGUUUGAAAAGACAUUUAAGAGCGUCUACCAGAGAAACACCUUACAAGUGUGAAAUUUGUUUUAAGCAGUUUAGUCAGGCAUGUGAUUUGAAAACACAUCUAAGAGUGCAUACUGGAGAAAAACCAUACAAGUGUGAAAUUUGUUUUAAGCAGUUUACACUUCACUAUUUGUUGAAAAUACAUAUGAGAAUACAUACUGGUGAAAAACCAUACAAGUGUGGAAUUUGUUUUAAGCAGUUUACUACAGCAACUAAUUUGAAACGACAUAUGCGAUUACACACUGGAGGUAAACCUUACAAGUGUCAAAUCUGUUUUAAGCAGUUUAGCGAAACAGGUUCCUUAAAAAAACAUUUGAGAGUGCACACUGGAGAAAGAUCUUACAAGUGUGAAAUCUGUUUUAAGCAGUUUAGUUACACAUGUUGUUUAAAAGUGCAUUUAAGAGUACACACUGGAAAAAAACCAUACAACUGUGAAAUUUGUUUCAAGCAAUUUAGUGAAAGAGGAAAUUUGAAGAGACAUUUGAGGGUGCAUACAGGGUUAAAACCAUACAACUGUGAAAUUUGUUGUAAGCAAUUUAGUAAUGCAAGUCAUUUGAAAACACAUUUGAGAGUGCACACUGGGUUAAAACCAUACAAGUGUGGAAUUUGUUUUAAGAAAUUUAGUCAAGCUGGAACUUUGAAAAAUCAUUUAAGUGUACACACUGGAGAAAAACCAUACAAGUGUGAAAUUUGUUUUAAGCAGUUUAGUGAAAAAGGUAGUUUAAAAAAACAUUUAAGAGCGCAUACCGGAGAAACACCCUACAAGUGUGAAAUUUGUUUUAAGCAGUUUAAUCAGGCAGGUAGUUUGAAAACACAUCUAAGAGUGCACACUGGAGAAAAAUCUUACAAGUGUGAAAUCUGUUUUAAGCAGUUUAGUCACGCAGGUACUUUAAAAGUGCAUGUAAGAGUACACACUGGAGAAAAACCAUACAAGUGUGAAAUUUGUUUUAAGCAAUUUAGUGAAGGAGGUAAUUUAAAAAGGCAUUUAAGAUUGCAUACUGGAGAAACACCUUACAAGUCGUAACGAUACAGAAACACUUUAAUUUUUUUCAAGUGCCAUCUGUCGUGUUCAUAUUGACGAUGAUAUAUCGAACUCAUUGCCAAGUGCCAACAUUGGUCCAAGAAACUUCACCCAAACCAACACGGCGAGCAUGAGGCUUCUCUGUGGGUCCUUGUAUUCUACUCCUCUGCAUUGUCCGUGCAUACGGUACAGUAUCAGUAAAAAGAAAUUAAUUUCGAUAUAAUUGCUUUAUUUUCAGUAAUAUUUAGUAAUAUUUUGUAUUUUGACAACGACACCCGAUUUGGGCGUCGAAACGUUAAUAAAACCAUUUUUUAGUAAAAUUGUGACUUAUUUCUUAUUAAAAAUAGUUAAUUAUAAAAAUGCCACAAGGAAAUAGCUUCAGAGCAACUUUAUUUUCUCAUUCUAUUAUGGUUUGUUUUUAAACCAAGAGGAGUGAUUCAAAUUUACCGCGCUGUAAUGCUUGUUUGUAAUUGGUUAAACCGCAGGCAAGUUUACUCCACUGUUAUAAAAUUUUGACACUAAUGACAUUUAUCAAAUUUUGACACAAUUGGCAUUUCAUACGUUAAUUAAGAUAUAUCGGCGAUUUUUUGUAUUUUCUGCGUUAUUCCUUUAAUUUUUAGAUUUUUAGAGUUAAUUUUAGAACUCUUUAGCCACGUAUUAGUAUAAUAUAAUAUUUAUGAUUUACCGUCAAAGGCCUAUAUGAUCAACCAAAAAAGAAGAUGUAUUUGGUAAUUAUUCUAGUGGCUUCCUUGGGUAUGAAUCUGUCUUUUUAGUUUACUCCUCCGGGUUAAAAAAUCAACCAUAGUUAUAAUCCAGAAUCUACAUUCUAGUCAUUCUGAAGUUACUUUAUAUAAAAAAAUCUGUCUCUGUCGACAGGCAAGUACAAGACUCUAUUAAAAAACUUAGCUUGUGGCGUGAAGGCUUCUUCCGGUGCUGUCCUAGGUUAUUUAAAGCUCAAGAUCUUCGAGAGGCGUCAGCGUAGUUUGAUGAUGGUUGCCUCUGGAGCUAUUUGAAUUUUCUUGCACCCAUCGGGUGUUUGGUUGGGGAAACUGCUACCUUCUCAUGAAUCCAUGUGGUAUUCUGGGAAACAAAUCUACAAUCUGAGAACAAA